Scomber scombrus (Atlantic mackerel) is the source of this 8047-nucleotide messenger RNA. RefSeq names its product stabilin 1 (gene stab1). The transcript is spliced from 70 exons. Gene Ontology annotation, molecular function: hyaluronic acid binding. The record is from RefSeq and is a predicted model, not a curated record. Lineage: Eukaryota; Metazoa; Chordata; Actinopteri; Scombriformes; Scombridae. Gene Ontology annotation, biological process: cell adhesion. The coding region runs from base 1 to 7644 and encodes 2547 amino acids.
AUGCUGCUGCUGCUGCUGCUGCCGCUCUGCCUGCAAACUUCACUGCAACAGACUCCUCCUUCCGGUCGCUGUGAUAUCUCGCAGCGGAUGGACAUUCAUACUUCCUGCACCUCCUGUGCCGCCGUCACCACCAGCAGCUGCCCCCAUGGCUUCAGCAACGUCAGAACCACCAACUGCAGUUACGUGGUGCGGAUCAGCCACGGAGAUAUGGUGCUGGAUGGAUGUCAGCACGUCUGUGUGAAGAACUUCAUGCAGCCACAAUGCUGCCCGCAGCACUGGGGACCCCUCUGUCUGUCCUGUCCUAGCUGGUCAGGAAAGACCUGUAACUUUCAUGGAACCUGUCAGGAUGGAGACGUUGGCAACGGGACCUGCGUCUGUGAAGACGGUUUCUCCGGCUUUGCCUGUCAGGAGUGUACAAAUCAGAACGCUUAUGGAGAAAACUGCGAUAAAGUGUGUGACUGUAUGAACGGAGUGUGUAAUAAAGGUCCGGAGGGUGACGGACAGUGUUUGUGUAAGCCGCCGUACUCCGGAAAACGCUGUGACCAAGUGAGCACCACCUGCAUUACCUGCAACCCGUACUCGUACUGUAAAGGAGAGGACGCGGCCGCCGUGUGUGAAUGUUUGCCUGGAUACAAGAAGUUGCCGCAGAGCAGAUGCGCAAGUAUUUGUUCGCCGAGAGACUGCGACGUCAACGCCCAGUGCUCCUCACAGGGGUCAAAGGUCAGCUGCGCCUGUAAGCCCGACUACGAGGGUGAUGGCAAGAUCUGCGUACCCAAAAACCCUUGCUCCACAAACAAUGGAGGCUGUCCGCUGAACUCUACCGUCUGUGUCUUCAAAGGACCCAACAAGUCCAGCUGUGAGUGUAUGUCGGGGAUGACUCCGAUGGCCGGCGACCCUGCGUUUGGCUGUCAGCUGACCUCCGCCUGCUCAGCCGACACCUGCCACCCCACAGCCCUCUGUGAAACUGGACUGGAUGGACACCCCAGGUGUGUGUGUGAGGUGGGUCAGAUCGGUGAUGGGCGGCGUUGCUAUGGUAACCUGAUUGAGCAGUUUAUAGAGCUGGAAAGAAGCGGAAGUCAGAGAGGAAAUCUGACCGCAGCCGUCGCCAUGUUCGAGAGAAGUUGCUCAAGGCAGCUGAUGUACGACGGACCCUUCACAGCUUUCCUCCCCCUGCUUAAAACACCUCUGACUGGCGUCAAUGAGGAGCAGAUAUGUUUAAACCACCUGAUCCUCGGUCAGCACCUCUACAAGGAUUUGGAGGGACGAGACUUCAACCUGUACGGAGGAGCCAAGUUGAGGAGCAAAAACAGCAAGAAAUUCAUCCUGAUGGACGACCCCAGCAAACUGUACACCAUCAUCCAGGAAGAUCUGCCAGCAGCCAACGGGAUCAUCCACAUCAUCGACCGACCAAUCAUGAACACACUCCCGAUCAGGCCUACUCGUGAUGAACAGUUUGCUGAUAAGACGAUCGGGGAGAUUCUGACUAAGGAUGAUAAAUACAACCGCUUCCUGUCUCUGGCUGAUAACUGCGGGACUCGCCUCCCUCUGAGGGGUCCGGGACCACUGACGGUGUUCAUACCAACCAACCAGGCUAUCGACCGAGCCAGAGACGGCAGCAUCCUCUACAUGCUGAGCGAUGCCAGACAUAAACUUCAGGAACUUCUCAAACAUCACAUGUUCUCCCAGGCUGCGCUGACAGUCGACGACUUGGGCGCUCUUUCUCGGAUCCAUACGAUGGCCAAUCAGGUUGUCACCAUCUCUGUGUCUGAUGAUGGUGAGCUCCAACUGGGUGAGAAGGGCAUCCGUCUGACGAGCACCAACAUCAUGGCGUCCAACGGGGUCAUCCAUAUGAUUGACGGCCUGCUGUAUCCACCCUCCAUACUUCCCAUAUUGCCUCACCGCUGUGAUGUCAUCGAGAGCAAAAUCACCGUGGGUCCAUGUGUCCACUGCAGUUACCUCUAUGAGACUCAGUGUCCAGAUGGCAGCACUGAAAUGGACAAUCAUCUGGUUGGCUGUGAAUAUGUCACGUCUCCACUCCGGUCGACUCUCAGUAAAGGCUGCGCCAAAUACUGUAACACCACCAAACAGACGGCAGAGUGUUGUAAAGGUUUCUUCGGUCCGGACUGUAAACCCUGUAUUGGAGGAUUUCAGCGUCCCUGCUACGACAAAGGAACGUGCAUAGAUGGCAUCCAUGGCAACGGCCAAUGCAGUUGUCAUCAAGGCUUUACGGGUGUCGCCUGUCAUAUCUGCGCCGAUCCAUCCAAGCAUGGAGAAAAUUGUGACGAAGAGUGUCACUGUGUCCACGGUCUGUGUGAUAACCGCCCAGGCACUCGUGGUGUGUGUCGCAGAGGGUCGUGUUUGGAGGGAUACUCUGGAGAAAACUGCGAUAACACGGCCACACCUUGUAACUCUGACGGACUGCAGGAACACUGUCACAUUAACGCAUACUGUACACACGUGGGGCUGCAUACCACGUGUGUGUGUAGGGACGGAUAUGAGGGUGACGGUCACUCCUGUACUGCUUUCAACCCCUGCCUGAAAAGCGACCGAGGAGGCUGCGACACUAACGCACAGUGUGUGUAUGUGGGUCCGGGUAACGUGUCGUGUGUGUGCGCUGAGGGUUGGACAGGUGACGGCAGAGUGUGUGUGGAGAUCAACAACUGUCAGCUGAAUAGUCGAGGAGGCUGCAGCCCCAACGCCGACUGUACACACAUCGGACCCGGACAGAGCGAGUGUGUCUGUAAAACAGGUUACAGCGGAGACGGGAUCGUGUGUGACCUCAUCAACCCCUGCCGCAAGAACAGAGGAGGCUGCCAUGAACUGGCAAAGUGUGAGGUGCAGAAGAACGGGACUCACACCUGUACCUGUCCUGACGGCCACGCUGGAGACGGAACCAUCUGCUACGGUGCAAUAAUGGAGGAGCUGGAAAUGAACAGAAAAAUUUUCAGUUUCAACCGACUGAUCCAGAAAUACAGUCACUUCUCUGAGGACCUCAGCGGGAACAUCACACUUUUGGUUCCAUCCGAAGGGGCUCUGAGGAACAUGAGUGCAGAUCUUGGCACGUUCUGGAGCAGCCGACACCACCUGCCUCACUUCCUGCGGGCUCACGUCCUGCAGGGGAUCUACUCUGUAGAAGAUCUGGACGGACUGGUGGGCAGCAGGCUGCCCUCCCUGAACCCUUCCGUCCAAUGGGAGAUCAGAAACAGCAGCGGGGUGAUCCAUAUUGGAAACGCCUCCAUCGUCACACACAACCUGCCUGCAGUCAACGGCUACAUCCACAUUGUAGACCAGAUUAUGGCACCGACCCAAUCAAACCUCCCGCCCGAGCCCCCUUUUUUGAUGGCCUUCCUGAACUCCUCCUCCAACUUUACUCUGUUCAGACAGUACCCUGUGAUGUACAACCUGUCAUUAGAGCUGGGUGAGUCCGAUUUCACCCUCCUGCUGCCGACUGACGAGGCCAUGAGGCAACACCUCAGCAAGACUAACUCCUCCCUCCUGGACUAUGAUGUGUUUAGGUACCACGUGAUUCCUAACGAGCUGCUCUUCCCUGACCACCUGAUUGACGGCGCAAUGAAAAGCACUUUACUGGGCAGCGAAAACGAGGUCCAGUUCCACCUAAACAACAACAACAAGACAGCCGUGAAUGAUGUUCCUCUCGACGGCAGUUUCAUCGAGACGCAGUACGGCGUUAUCAUCGUCGUCAAUCAAGUCCUCGAGGUCCGCCGCAACAGAUGCAACAGACCGAUCACCCUGCGAAUCAACGGGAGGUGUGCAGACUGUAAUGGACCUCCUCGAUGUUUCCUCAGUUACAAACCGAUCAGAAGCCAGUUUCUGGCCAACAUGAAGUCCAACUGUAAAUACAGGAAGCGGGUCGGAUCCAGGAGGAAGUCGGUGCCAGGCUGUUUAAUCAAAUGUCUUCGGGUCACCACGGAUCACUCCUGUUGCCCUGGUUACUACGGUCAUGAUUGCCACAAAUGCCCAGGAGACAUUGGCAGCUGGUGCUCCAAUCAUGGGGAGUGUCAAGACGGUACCCUAGGCAACGGAGAUUGCCGUUGCUAUGAGGGUUUCCAUGGCACCGCGUGUGAGGACUGUGAGCCGGGACGAUACGGAGUCAACUGCUCCCUCAAGUGUGCGUGUGACCAUGGGAAGUGUGAGGACGGACUGGCAGGAAGUGGCAAGUGUGUUUGUUAUAAAGGUUGGAAAGGUUCUUCAUGCUCUAAAGAGGCUACGGAUGAAGCCUGUGGAAAUGUUUGUGACGAAAACGCCAACUGUAUUACAGGACCGGAAGGAACAGCUGCUACCUGCCUGUGUGUGGCUGGAUAUGAAGGCAACGGCACCUAUUGCAAAGAGGUGGAUUUGUGCAACAGGUCUAACGGUGGAUGCUCACAGUUUGCUGUAUGUACAAAGGUCUCAGCAGGAGUGAGGACCUGUACCUGUAGAGAGAGCUACACUGGAGAUGGGGUUGUCUGCCUGGAGAUUGACGGCUGUCUCGUCAAAAACGGAGGCUGCCACGUGUCAGCAGACUGCAUCAGAACAGGCCCGAACACUACGGCCUGCCGGUGUAAGAUGGGCUUCAAAGGAUCAGGGAGGUUCUGUUUCCCAGUCAACCCGUGCAAUAUAAACAAUGGCGGCUGCAGUAGGUAUGCUCGCUGUGAGUACUUGGGUCAGGGUCAGAGGAACUGCACCUGCUACAGAGGCCACGUGGGCGACGGAUUAGAAUGCCGAGGAGGGACCAAGUCUGAAGUGUUCCGACUUCCAGAGAACAGCUUCUUCCGUCACAUGUUAUCUAUGUCAAAUUAUAUGGGUCUUAAUAAUGACGGCAGGUUCACCGUCUUCGUCCCUGCUGAAGAAACCAACAAUAUCACCUCUGUUGAGGAAUGGAAGCAGCGCGGUCGUCUUGGUGAUCUGGUCGGUUACCACAUUGUUACAUGUGAGACUUUGAACUUAAGUGACCUCAAAACCACUGAGCGCGCCAUCUCAACAUCCGGACAUACACUGUACUUCAGCCUGAAGCAGGGUUCAGUCUGGAUUAACAACAAGUCGAAGAUCAUUAAGAGCGAUUACAUCACAGCUAACGGAGUCAUUCACCACAUCGACACCAUGUUGACACCUUACAAGCUGCAGGAUAGACCAAGUAUUCUGUCUGACAAGAUGAACUUCACCUCAGCAGCUGCUUUUUAUGGCUACAACCGUUUCUACAAACUCGUGGAGGACGCAGGAUUACUCCCUGAGCUCCAGAGGUCCAUCCACCAGCCGUUCACCAUGUUUUGGCCCACAGACGAGGCUUUCAAUUCCCUUCCAGCUGAAAGACAGCGCUGGCUCUCCAGCCCCGACCACCAAGACCAGCUGGCUGCAACUCUGAAGGCUCACAUCUUACGCAACGGCAAGAUAAUGAGUGUCAGUGACCCGGAUAGACAGUCGACGUUCCGCACCAUGCACGGAUCCACCAUCAGCUUCACAUGUGACAAGACCGUGGUGGGGGGUCUAUUGCUUAAUAAUAACGCAGCCAAGUUAGUGGAGCGCUACAUGAUGUUCAAAGAGGGCUUGGCUUAUGGCAUCGACCAGUUACUGGAGCCACCUGGACUGGGAGCGCACUGCGAUGGCAUCGAAAACAAAACCACCUACGGACGCUGUGGACGCUGUCUCUUCCCUCCAUCCUGCCCUUUUAGACAUGAAGACACAAGAAAUGUGGAGCGUUGUAUUAACUCUCGCUCCAGGUUUGGCUCACGUUGGUAUCCUGACAUGGACGAUUAUUUCAGCCGGAUUGGCUGUAAAAGAAUUUGUCAGUUUCCCUCCUGGGUCCAGAAGUGCUGCAAAAACCACUACGGCCGAGACUGUCAAGUUUGUCCAGGUGGCGUGGAGGCACCUUGUAGUAACCAUGGUGACUGUGAUGAUAAUGUGCAUGGUUCAGGAAAAUGUUUGUGCUACAAAGGCUUCAGAGGACAAGCCUGCGAACUGUGUAAACCCGGCUACUACGGUUCCAACUGCACAGCCUGUGACUGUGGGUCGAGAGGAAGGUGUGAUGAAGGCAUUGACGGUUCUGGACAGUGUGUGUGUGAGCCGGGCUGGCAGGGCGAUCGCUGCCAGACCGAUCUAGGCUCGAUCCCAGAGGAGUGCCGGCAGUGCCACGCUCAGGCCGACUGUAUGCCAGGUGUUGGUUGUCAAUGUAAAUCUGGGUUUCAGGGGAACGGCACCUUCUGCAGUUCUGAACCACCUCCAGAUCUCUGCUCUGAGUAUAACGGCGGCUGUCACCAGAACGCAGACUGUAACCAGACGGGACUGCUCGUCAACUGCACCUGUCAGAGUAAUUACCAAGGAGACGGCUACUCCUGCGAGCCCAUCGACAGAUGUGUCGAGGAGGUAAAUGGCGGCUGCAGUGACUUUGCCACCUGCAAGUUCACUGGUCCGAACGAGCGCCAGUGUGAAUGUCUGGCGGGGUACGUGGGUAACGGACUCCAGUGUUUGGAGAAGGUGGAGCCCCCUUGUGACCGCUGCCUGGUAAACAACGGAGACUGUGACCCCGUGGCCUCCUGCAAAGACCUGCAUUUCCAUGCCAACACAGCUGGAGUUUUCCACCUGCGUUCUCCGGCGGGAAAAUACAAGAUGAACUUCAGUCAGGCAGACGCCGCCUGCCAGGCCGAGGGCGCCACGCUGGCUAGCUUCAAACAGAUGGGAGACGCACAGCAGCUGGGGUUGCAUCUGUGUGUGGCCGGCUGGUUUGAGGGGGGAAAGGUGGGAUACCCGACCCGCUUCCCCUCGGUCAAGUGUGGAGACAACCACGUGGGUCUGGUCCUCUACAAAGAACCCGUAGACCAGAGCAGCAUGUACGACGCCUACUGCUACAGGGACCAAGAUGUGUCGUGUGUGUGUCUCGCUGGUUACAUCGGAAACGGAGACUUCUGUAACGGCGUCCUGACCAGCGUCCUUGCAACAUACACUAACUUCUCCAUCUUUUAUAAGUUCCUGUUGGACUACAGUGAUUCGUCCUUGCAGGGCAAACAGCUCGUUGAAUAUUUAUCUCACAGAAAAUCUGAGGUCACGCUGUUUGUUCCUCAUGAUGCCGGCUUUGCCCCAAACCAGACUCUGUCUGGUAGAGAUCUUGAGUAUCACAUCUCAGCCAAUCACAGUAGACGAUCAUUCAAGGAGCUGAGACACCAGGAAGUCAUCGCAUCCAGGCUUGGGUUCAACAUAACUGUUACCCACGGCAACAAUGAGAGCCGUAAACUGGUGAACCAGCGGCUGCUGUUGGAGUGGGACAUUCCUGCUAUAAAUGGCAUCAUCCAUAUCAUCGAGGCCCCGCUGACAGCACCCCCCCUACCGAUCCCCCAUCAUUCCUACCGUGGCCACGCCCACUCAAGCGGCGCGGUGUCGGCCAUCUUGGUGGCAGUGUUGGUGGCGUGUGUGUUGGCCGGACUCGGAUACUACGUCUUCAGAAACAAAACAGACGCCUUCCGCUUUCACUACUUCAGAAAUGAGGAUGAGGACGGUGCAGCGGGCGGCAGGACCAGACCCACGCUGGUCUCCAUCCCCAACCCUCUGUACAGCGGCUCCAGAGCCUUCGCCGAGCCGUUUGGGGACACCGGUCAGACGGGGGAGUCGGAAGAACCUGAAGAAACUCCAAAGAUUCUUGACCUGGACCAGUAGAGCCAGUUAACCAGCAAAACUGGAGCUGUCGGUCUGUUUCCACACCACAGUAAACAGACUUUGACGUGGUUUAGCUCUUACUCAGUUCAUCUCUAUCCAAAUACAAACACGUUGUCAGUUUAAUUAUAUCCAGACGCUCUCUGGGAGGAAAAUCAAAUGAUUGCCAUUAAAAGCUGCACUAAUCAAAUUUUUCAUUACCAAUGGAUCAGCUGACUCUGUGUAAUAUGACAAUGUGAAAUAUGGGAGUUAUGAACGCACAGUUUUAACCAGCUCUGCACCUGCACAGAGCUUUUUAGCCUCUUUUAGCUCCUGGUUUUGUUUUUUUCAGCAGCAAACAGCAGCUCAAGUGAGAGACUAGCUGGUGAAGAAAGUUUGAACAUCUUUUAGUUUAAGAGGAGCUGGC